AGGAUAAGUUAUGAGCGAAGGGAGUCUAGGAAAUCCAGUUGAUCGAGGUUGGUCCUGGGUAAUUCUAGGAGCAAGUUCUGCAAUUUCAUUUUUGCAUAUUGGAUCAAUCAAGUCUUUUGGAUUGUUCUUCGUCGAGUUUUUGGAGAUGUUUGAUGCAAGCGUCUCUGUGACGUCACUGAUAUCGUCACUUCAGGCCGUCUGUUUUGCGGUAGUUGCCUUGCCAGUCUUAUCCAUAGGAAUAAAUUUCCGAUCAUCCCGGUUCUUUUGUCUUGUUGGUGGCAUCCUUUGUACAGCUGCAUACGCUCUGAGCGCAUUCGCCAUGAAUGUUGAAUUUAUCAUUUUCACGCUCAGUAUUCUCUUUGGGUGUGGCGGAGGAUUUUUAUUUCCCCCAACGCUUGUGAUUCUUGGCAGAUACUUCAAAAAGCGACGGGGAUUAGCAAAUGGUCUUUCAAUGGCAGCAUCGUGCUUAGGGGGUCUGGCUUACCCAUUAUACAUUAGACUUUGCAUGGACAAGUAUGGCGUCCGAGGAGCAUUAUUGCUUGUUUCAGGAUUAUAUAUGCAUAUUCUAAUAGCCUCCUGUCUUUUGACCCCUCCAGAACAAUAUAAAGUGUAUAAGGAAACCGACAAAUUGCCCGAAAACGAAAACCUCUUACAUUCACCAACCGUGAAACAAGGGAAUAAUGACACAUUAGCAGAGGAUAACAAUGUACUCUCAAGUUCACUUCCAAAUAUACGUUUAUCCAGGGAACCUAUCAAAACAAGACGAAGAACAGUCACAAUUUCACAUGAGGAGAAUCCUCCUUCAACACACAAACUUAAAACUCCUAAUUUCUCGCAAUAUCUGAGCAAUAUGAGUUUAAUGUCCAUAUCAUUGGUUGAUUUAAGCCUUAAGAAAUCCACGACAAACAUGAAGUCAAAAGAGAUGAAGUGGUAUGACUACUUGAAGAAAAUAGAUUUUGCUGUCCUCAAACAAAUUGAAUUCAUAUUAUUUUUAGUUGCCUUCUGUUUCUCAGCUGUACCUGCCGUCUUUUUUGUGUUUCUACCAGCAUUUGCUCGAGAAAAGGGCAUCUCAGACAACGAAAUUCUUAUAUUGGUAUGCAUUGCAGGAUUUAUGGAUUUUCUUGGGAGGGUUGUUUGGGGAUUUCUCUCUGAUAUUCAACGAAUUCGCACAUCCCAUGUCAUUGUUGUUACAAUGUUCAUUCUUGGUACUUUAAGCCAGAUGACCCGCCUUCUAGAGUCUUUCGAAGCAUUCUGUUUGUUUGUUACACUGUAUGGUUUUUUCGCCGGAUCUCCAUUUGCACUAUUUUCUUCCAUGAUAAUCAAAAUUGUCGGAAUCGAGAAAUUUCCCACGGCGUAUGCCUGCCUUAUUUUGGCACAGACAUGUACCAUAGCAACGUCAAUACCAUUUUCUGGAUAUCUCAGAGAUUUGACCAGUGGUUACUAUGCAACUUGCCAUUACAUCGGAACAAACGCACUCAUAUCAGCCCUACUCUUUUUAUUUGAACCAAUCGCACAAAAGAUGGAUUUGAAAAGACACAUUAAUAUACAAACCCAGAAUGUUCAAAUUAGUGACCUACAGAAAAAUGGAACUUGACACAAGUUAAGAAAUUUAUGACUAGGCACAUUUUACAAUUUAGAAGAUACAGAAUAUUCACUUAAAUCAAAAAGAACAAUUUUUACAAAUAUGUUGUAUUAACAACCAGACUUUCAGCAGGUUCAACCUUAGAAAGUGCAAUGCUGGUUAAUUUUUACAAUGAGCUUUAUUGAAUAUUUGUGAUUAUAACAGCAAAAGUUCUCUUUCACCCUUUCCCUUUCUUUCUCUCUUCA
Saccostrea cuccullata (small rock oyster) is the source of this 1827-nucleotide messenger RNA. RefSeq names its product monocarboxylate transporter 14-like. Gene Ontology annotation, cellular component: membrane. Bases 11 to 1594 code for a protein of 527 amino acids. Gene Ontology annotation, molecular function: monocarboxylic acid transmembrane transporter activity. The record is from RefSeq and is a predicted model, not a curated record. Gene Ontology annotation, biological process: transmembrane transport. The transcript is spliced from 5 exons. NCBI's taxonomy places the organism in Eukaryota, Metazoa, Mollusca, Bivalvia, Ostreida, Ostreidae.